Molecule: messenger RNA, 681 nt
Organism: Linnemannia hyalina
Lineage: Eukaryota; Fungi; Mortierellomycota; Mortierellomycetes; Mortierellales; Mortierellaceae
Source: the annotation of a GenBank genome assembly
AUGAGAUCGCCAUGGCCGGUGUUCUUCAACCUCGCCGUCAAAAGCAAAGCGAUAUAUCAGCCCAAUUUCCGGUUCCGGAGGUGGUCGGAAAACGAAAAGAAGACGACCCCAGAUGGUGAGGACGAGUCAGUCCAAGACAUUGAGAUUAGAUUGCCUCCUCUCAAAGGACAAAAGGCAAGUGUCGUCCACUACGUCAAAAAACCGGAGCAUAUGGAGUUCCAAUUGGUCGCGGAUCAGCUCCUCAAGAUUGUUGGCGGCGAAAAUGGUCUCCGUUACGAUCCUUCGAAACCAGCUCUCAUUGGCGGCCCUGGAUGCGAACUGUUUGUGGGCCAGGUCGACAUCCGACGCCUCUACUGCUCAAAGUGUCAAGUCUACCACCACCGUGAUGUUAUGGCGGCAGAGAACAUAACAAAUAUUAUCCAAGAGUAUCUUGUGCGGCAGGAGCGUCCGGAUUGCCUCCACCCAGGUGCCGAGGACGGCUCCCUCCCUUGGAAGGCGAAGCGCGAUGCUAGAUCAAGUUCGAGCUCGAGCACUGCCACGGCUAGCAAUGCCAUCAGCUGUACAGGUGUCCAAGGACGUCGUAAGAGGGCUUCAACUACCUCAACGCCAGAGCAGGAACAACCCCAAAAGUCCUCCAAGUCGUCCAAGUUGGCCAAGGCGUUGAAGGCGUCCAAAUCAUAG